This is a messenger RNA of Monopterus albus (swamp eel), 3757 nucleotides long. RefSeq names its product importin 4 (gene ipo4). Gene Ontology annotation, biological process: protein import into nucleus. The record is from RefSeq and is a predicted model, not a curated record. Gene Ontology annotation, molecular function: small GTPase binding. The transcript is spliced from 30 exons. Bases 332 to 3601 code for a protein of 1089 amino acids. Lineage: Eukaryota; Metazoa; Chordata; Actinopteri; Synbranchiformes; Synbranchidae.
CUGAAAGUAGUGACAGCUGUGGUUCCCUUUAACUGUACUCACGUGGAGCUCAUGGGCCGGUUCUGUCCCGCGUGCUUAUAGAAGUAUAUACCGUCCAGACCGAGCUCGUGCCUCAAACGUUUGCCUUUUCGCAAUUUCAUCCAACUGUUUUUAAGUGAUUUUUCACUGUAAACUUUGUAGCUAUCGGUUGAAGAGGCACUGUUAACAUAUCUGACAGGUGUAGCAUGAUAGCCACACCGUGAAAGGACCAGUCGUUUGACUAUUCAAGUUUACUAUAAGUGUUAACGUUACCGGUCGUAACAAAUUAACUGAACAGCUCCGAACUGCCGAGAUGACAGUGGAACUAGAGCAGAUACUUUUACAGCUGAUGGAGCCUGACAAUGCAGUUAUUCAGCAGGCCACAGCCCAGCUGAAACAGACUUUCAAAGACCCAGCCAUUAUACCAGCCCUGUGUGCUGUCAUGAGCGGCUCCCAGAACCCUCAGAUUCGUCAGUCAGCCUCAGUAAUGCUGAGGCUGAGAGUAAAGAAACACUGGAAGAAGAUUAGUCCUAGUGACAGAGAGAGGUUUGCUUGUUACUUGCUGUUGCAGGCCUUCAUGCAGGAAACAGAGCACACAGUGCAGCACUCGCUCUCUCAGCUUUGCGCUGUAAUGGUUAAACAUGAGACACCAGACCGCUGGCCUACCCUGAUGCAGCUCCUCAGUCAGUCCACCAAGAGUAGCAACCCUCAUGAUAGACAGGUUGGCCUUCUGCUGCUGAAUAAAGUGAUUCAGUCCAAUCCUGAGGCUUUCAAACCUCACUUUUGCCAGCUGCUGCAGCUGUUCAGUACUGUACUGCAAGACCACAGCAACCCAACAACCCUGUACUACUGCAUCCUCACUCUCACAGCCAUAACAAUAUACACUGGCUCUGAAGAGAUGAACCAGAUGCGUUCUAUCAUCCCAAGUGUGAUCAUUGCUCUGAAACACCUCAUCAUGGCAAAUCAGGAUCAAGCCAGUGAGGCCAUGGAGGUCUUUAAUGAGCUCAUGGAGAGUGAGGUGUCAAUCAUCAUCCCUUAUGUUGCUGACAUAGUCCGCUUCUGCAUAGAGGUGGGCAGUGACACCACUCUGAGUAACUCUCUUCGGGUGAAAGCUCUCUCCUCCAUCGCCUUCCUCAUCAAAUUGAAGAGCAAGACGGUGCUGAAGCAGAAGCUACUGAACCCCAUCCUGCAGGCCAUUUUCCCUGUACUCACUGCAGCUCCUCCACCUGGCGAGCAGGACCCAGAGGAUGAAGAGAAUGACAGCGGAGAUGGCACAGACAGUGACAAUCCCAAACAGUGUGCCAUCCAGAUUAUUGACACUAUGGCACUUCAUAUGCCUCCAGAGAAACUGUUUCAACAACUGAUGCCCUUCACCCGGACCUGCCUUGUCAGUGAAGACCCAUAUCAGAGGAAAGGGGGUCUCUUGUGUCUUGCUGUGCUGGCUGAAGGAUGUGCUGACCACAUGCGCACCAAGAUGCUGUCGUCAGUGCUGCAAACAGUGUGCCAGAGUCUUUCUGAUAGCAAUCAGGUGGUGCGUAGUGCUGCCCUCUUUGCCCUGGGACAGUUCUCUGAACAUUUACAGCCUGAAAUAAGUCAGUAUUGUGCAGAGUUGAUGCCUUUGCUACUGGGAUACCUUUCAUCCUUGAACCAGGCUAAAGUUGGUCAUGUCACCAAAGCUUUUUAUGCUUUAGAGAACUUCAUGGAGAACAUAGGAUCAGAUAUUGAGCCCUACUUGCCAACCCUAAUGGACACGAUGCUGUCUGCCCUCAUAAACACUGAAAAACUGAAGAUAAAAGAACUUGCUGUGUCUGCAAUAGGUGCCAUAGCCAAUGCUGCCAAGGAGCUGCUGGUUCCCUACUUCACUUCGAUUAUUGAAAGCUUGAAGGGCUUCCUGACUGCCACCACAGAGGAAAUGAGAUCUGUGCAAAGUCAGUCACUGGAUACUCUCUCUGUGUUGGCACGUACCAUUGGCAAAGAUGUCUUCAGCCCUCUUGCUGCAGAGUGUGUUCAGUUGGGCCUCAACCUCACUGAUACCAUCGAUGACCCGGACCUGAAACGCUGCACGUACAGUUUAUAUUCUGCUAUAUCUACAGUUAGCCCUGAGUCCCUGACUCCUCACCUAACUGCCAUUACAACAGUCAUGCUGCUGGCUCUCAAGUCCGAUGAAGGCAUCACGGCACACAUUGAGGAGGACAAGACAUUUGUCCUGCUGGAUGAUGAUGAUGAUGAUGAUAAUGAUGAAGAAACAGAUGAAGAGGUUGAUCUGGAACAGGACACUGAAACAGAUGUCCAUGAUGUUACAGGGUUCAGUGUUGAGAACGCCUACAUUGAUGAGAAGGAAAAUGCCUGUGAUGCACUGGGAGAGAUUGCCUACAACACUGGUACUGCCUUCCAGUCCUUCCUGGAGUCCUGCUUUCAGCAGGUUUAUGAAAUGAGAGAUUUUCCCCAUGAGGACGUCCGCAGGGCAGCGUUUGGAGCCAUGGGCCAGUUUUGUCGAGCUCAGCACAAAGUGUGGAAGGAGAACCCUACUGAGGUCAACCAUCAGGCCCUACUGAAGUUGCUAGAUGUGGUGCUUCCUUGCUUUGUGGAAACAGUUCAGACAGAACCUGAGCGCCAGGUUGUGAUGGGCAUCUUAGAAUCCAUGAACAAUGUCAUCAAGUCUUGCAAGGAGGAGGUUUUCAGAAACCCCUUACGCCUUAAGGAGAUCAGCUAUGUCAUUCGUGAUGUGCUCAAGAAAAAGACUGUCUGCCAGGAUGCAGGUGGUGAUGAAGCUGAUGAUGAAGACCAGCAGGCGGAGUAUGAUGCAAUGCUCCAGGAGUUUGCCGGGGAUGGAAUCCCCUUGCUGGCCUCGUCUGUCCCUGCAGACAAGUUUGCCCCCUUCCUCAAUGACCUGCUGCCUCUCAUCAUAAGCAAAGCUAAAUCCUCCUGCACAGUGGCAGACCGCUCCUUCUCUCUAGGUACUAUUGGAGAAGUCCUCCAUGCACUCGGGAGUGUGUCUGGGGGCCGGGGAGUGGCGGGCCGACUGUCCAAUCGUUUGCUUCCUGUGCUGGUGGCCGGAGUAAAGGACAGUGAUCCUGAGGUUCGUAACAACAGCGUGUUUGGACUGGGAUGUCUGGCUCAAGCAGCCGGACCCAUCGUUGUGUCAGACUAUCCCAUGAUGCUGUCUGUGUUUUCCAACCUGCUGGCCAAAGAGUCAAACCUCUUGGUGAUUGACAACUUAUGUGCCGCCAUCUGCCGGAUGAUUAUGAGCAAUGUGGCUGCUGUCCCUCUGGAGCAGGUCAUGCCUGCUCUGGUAGCCUGCCUUCCACUCAAAGAGGACUUGGACGAAAACAAGACUGUGUUCCGCUGCCUGGCUAUGCUCUACACACACAGCCCAGCUCUGAUUGUGAACCUGAUGAAGCCCAUAGUUGCUGCUUCCGGUCAUGUCCUGUGCAGCAAGAGCACUGAUAAAGAAACUCAGAACACUUUGGCCGUGCUUAUGAAAGAAAUGGCCCAGCACCACCCAGCCGACUUCCAAGCAGCUGUGAUCUCACUACCUGCAGAGCAGAAAGCUGAGCUCAGUGCAGCCAUCUCUGCCUCUUAGCCGGCACACAUACUUCCAGUCAGCCAAGUCAAUUAAUUUUUAUACUGUAAAUGGAAAGUGAUUUGGAAGUUAUUUGUUUGUGAUUUCACCAAAAUGUUCUCACUUCAUCCAUUUUGCUAGAGUUAUUAAAUUCAGCAGUUCUGCUCCUCAGUGUAA